AAACAAAAUGGAUCACAAUAUGCAUCAUAACAAUGCUGCUCUACAUUGGAGCUAUGGCGCCGCCGCAGUGCCAACUACGCCGCAAAAUCACUGGGUACCACCCCCACAAACACAAAGUUUAAAACGUGCCAUGUCCGAAAGUGAUUGUGAAGAAUUAUAUUCCGAGGAAUCCUCCAAAGAACAAAUUUCUCCCAGUGGAACCAACAGUUGCCAGCUAAUGAGUCGCAAAAAACGCCGAGGUGUUAUUGAAAAGAAACGCCGUGAUCGUAUCAAUUCAUCAUUGACCGAAUUGAAACGUUUAGUGCCUUCGGCCUAUGAAAAGCAAGGUUCGGCUAAAUUGGAAAAGGCCGAAAUCUUGCAGUUGACUGUGGAACAUUUGAAAAGCAUGCAAAGCAAAGGUAUGGAUUCAUUGGGUUAUGAUCCGCAAAGAUUUGCUAUGGAAUAUCACAUUAUUGGUUUUCGUGAAUGUGCCGCCGAAGUGGCUAGAUAUUUGGUGACCAUUGAAGGCAUGGAUAUACAAGAUCCUUUGCGUUUGAGAUUAAUGUCUCAUCUACAGUAUUUCGUGCAACAACGGGAAAUGUCUAAAGGCUGUCCAGUAAGUCCCAGUGCAUCGUGGGUUGGUCAUCCUGCUGCUUCAGCUUCAUCAGCGGCGGCAGCAGCUGCUGCUUACCAACCGAAUUGUGGUGUAACACCAUAUCAAACAUAUCCUUCAACCACUACAACACAUGCUUCAGUCAGUUCUUCAUAUGUGCCCAAUUUACCUGCAGCAUUACAUCAAUAUCCCACUUUAAGUUCUUCGCCCAACAGCAGCAACAUGCAUCCUCAACAACAACAACAGCAGCAGCAUGUUAUGCCUCAACAACAGCAGCAACAACAACAUACAGUAAGAUCAACUUCGGUUGGUUCGGCUCAAGACACUCUGCCUUUAAUGAAUCAUGCCACAGCCCAACAAGUUACAACACAACAGCAGCAGCAACAACCUCAAACACAAAGCCAGCAACAAGUUACACAUCCUCAACGCACACCCACUUCCCAUGAAGCUCAUCAACAACCACAACAACAACAACAACAGCAGCAACAACAACAAACUCAAUUGAGUAAUAAUCAAGCGACACAUCACACCUACACCCAAAAUCAUACCCAAGACCAUACACAACAUCAGGGCGCCUCAACUUACAUUGAACUGACCAGUGCUCAAACUCAUAAUAGUCACCGACAAACUACACCAACAGUUCCUAGCAGUAGUUUGGGUUAUACCACCAUGCCUCCCCAGUAUCCGGUUAGUGUAGGUCAGGAAUACAAUCAUCAAACGGGAGUUUAUGUCACAGCUAAUGGCUCAAAACCCUAUCGUCCUUGGGGUGCUGAAAUGGCCUAUUAACAAUGAAAUUACCCUACACCAAGGAAUAAAAUGUGGGAACUACAAAUACAUACAUGUUUGAAAAUAUCCGGAACUAGCUUUAGAUUCUAAACAAAGAGUCUUUGGUUAUAAACAAACAAUUUAAUCAAAGAUCUAGCUGCUCAAAAGCCUUAAGCCAGUACCACAAAGUAUACAGAGAUGUCAAAUUUGACGUUUCAAAAAUUCAAAAUCAUAUGAUAGGGCAGUUAUCUUAAAAAGGGAUAGCAAAUAUUUUGUACUACAAUAUCAGUGAUGUG
Molecule: messenger RNA, 1653 nt
Organism: Calliphora vicina (urban bluebottle blowfly)
Lineage: Eukaryota; Metazoa; Arthropoda; Insecta; Diptera; Calliphoridae
Gene: Hey
Product: Hairy/E(spl)-related with YRPW motif
Exons: 3
Coding region: 8-1378 (456 amino acids)
Biological process (GO): anterior/posterior pattern specification; regulation of transcription by RNA polymerase II; regulation of neurogenesis
Cellular component (GO): nucleus
Molecular function (GO): protein dimerization activity; DNA-binding transcription factor activity, RNA polymerase II-specific; RNA polymerase II cis-regulatory region sequence-specific DNA binding
Source: RefSeq, a predicted model, not a curated record